UCGUUCAAUUUAGUACACAUUUUGUCGCCACAGCGUUAAAAUCAAUCAAUUAUAUUGCCACGACUACGUCGAGUUAUUCUCGUGAAAAAAAGUAAAAAAUAUUUCAUACUUGCGCGUUGUUACAAAAUGUUGUCUAAUUACGACGACGAAAAGCGACAAGAACUCGAUCGCCUCAACCAAAAAAAGGUAAAAAGAUUGAAGAAAACCGUCGCAAAUAUUAAAUGGAAGCGCAAGAAUGAUCGACACGAUUUUUAUCGUAGACUUUGCCCUUUUAUCAGUGAUUGGGAGAGUCCAUUUCCGAAUCUCCGGGACAUUUUUAAUCAUGAUCAAAUCGAGUGGCUUUUCAUGGAAGAUGUGAAUAAGAGCAAUGUAUCCGACCCCGAUUACGAAAAUGUCACCUUCGUCGACUUUGCCAUAAAGGCCGGCUACAUAGACGAGUUCGUCGUAAUAAAAAGCGGCAAGCCGGUACUUCGUCGCGUCACGCCGAUCCAUCACGCGGGAAGAAAUCCCAAGUGUUCUCGAGAAGUCGUCGACAGUCUGUUCAGAAUUUACAACAAGUUUGACAGGAACUACAUCGACGAGGAGUUCGGCCUCACUCAUUUUCAAGUGGCCUGUAUGUUCGGCUGCGUCGAGGCCGUCGAGAAAUUCCUCGAGCUCGGACAGGAUCCCAAUCAGUACCCGAUGGCAAAACCUGACCCAGCGAAGUCGAUCGAUCCGCCGCUGCACUUGGCUCUCGAGCGCAAACACGCCAAGAUCGUCGAGCUGCUGAUGAAAAAAGGAGCCGACCCGAGUCUGGUUAACGUAAACGGAAUGACGCCUGUGCACGUAGUGUGCCAGAAAGCCGAUGAAGACGAUGACGACCUUCUGGAACUAUUCUUCAAAGUAUGUGACCAAAACCAUCGAGAGGUACAGAUCGAUGCUCGGGACAAAUUAGGUAACACGCCGCUGCACUUGGCUCUGAUCAAAGGCAAAAAGAAAGUAGCCGAAUUACUGCUGCGGAAAGGUGCCAAUGCAAAUUUAGCCACCAAGAAUGGAUACACUCCUCUACACUUGAUUGGCAAGUAUACCUACGACGAUGACUUGCCAGAGAUGUUCUUCAAAGUCUGCGACGAACAACAGCUGAAGGUUCGAGUCGACGCCCGGGACAAGUCGGGCAAUACACCAUUGCACUUGGCUCUGGUCAAUGGUCAUGUCAAGAUGGUCGAGCGGCUGCUGAGACACGGCGCCAGUCCGAACUUAGCCACCAAGGAUGGAUACACCCCUCUGUUCUUGAUUUUUCAGAUGAAUCGGCAUCAGCACGUCAGCUUUCUGGACUGCUAUAAAAAAGAAAUGGCCGAAUCGCUGCUGAGACACGGCGCGAAUCCUUACGCGAUAGACAAGGAUGGAUCGACUCUUUUGCACACUCUUAGCCAAAGAAGCAGCGAUAAUCAUUUGGUGAAGAUGUUUUUUGAGAUCUGCGACGAGGUCGGUCGGCCGUUGCGGGUCGAUGCUCGGGACGAACGCGGCGACUCCCUGUUGCACGCCGCUACGCGCCACCAUAACGAAAAAUUGUCCGAAUUACUUCUGAGCAUAGGUGCCGAUCCGAACUCGCGUAACAAGAAUCGAGAGACUGCUCUGCAUAUCAUUUGCCAAAGAAGAAAAUAUUAUUCAGCGAAGACGUUCUUCAAGAUCUGCGACGAGCUACACAAGUCGGUCGACGUCGAUGCUCGGGACAUAUCGUACCGGACGCCGCUGAGCCUGGCUCUGACGAACCGAGACGAGAGGCUGGUUGAAUUGCUGUUGAAACGGGGCGCCUGUCCAAAUACAGCCGACGACGAAGGAUCGACCGUUCUGCACCUGUUCUGCCAGAGAGAAUACCACGUCGAAAUGGCGAGGCUGUUCUUCAAGAUCUGCGACGAGCUAAAUCUGGAGCUCCACGUCGAUGCUCGAGACAAAUCGCACCAGACGCCGCUGAGCCUGGCUCUGGAGCACGCGGACGAAUAUCUGAUGGAAUCGCUGCUGAGAAGAGGGGCCGAUCCAAAUCUAGCUAACGAGGAGGGAUCGACCGCUCUGCACUUUAUCUGCCGCGAAAAACGCGACAAGAAAAUGGCGGAGCCAUUUUUCGAGAUCUGCGACGAGCUGAAUCUGAAACUCGACGUCGAUGCUCGAGACGGAUCGGGCCGGACACCGCUGCACCUGGCCAUCGAGCACGACGGCUGGCUUGUUGAAUCACUGUUGAGAAGGGGUGGCGAUCCGAAUGCAGCCGACGGCGCGGGUUCGACCGUUCUGCAGUUCAUCCGUGGGGGAAAAUGCUGGCCGAGUAUAGCGAAGCUAUUUUUCAAGAUCUGCGACGAGUUAAAUUUGAAGGUGGACGUCGACGAUCGAGACGGACGCCGGGCACCAAUGUGUCCGGCUCUGUUGUGCGGAAACGCGGAGCUGGUCGAAUUGCUGCUAAGAAGAGGAGGGGCCGAUCCGAACGCCACCGACAAGGAUGGAUCGACGCUAUUGCACGUUCUCAGCCGAGAUAUCAGCGAUAGCGAUAUUUAUUCGGCGAAGAUAUUUUUUGCGAUCUGCGACAAGGUCGGUCGUCCGUUGCAGGUCGACGUCCAGGACAAGAGGGGCAAUACGCCGUUGCACUUGGCUCUGAUGCACGGAAACGGGUGGCUGGUCGAAGUACUGCUGAGAAGAGAUGCCGAUCCGAAUGCAGCCGACGAUUACGGAUCGACGCCUCUGCAUAUCAUUUGCCAGGGAGAAAAAGAUCAUCAAUCAGCAGAGAUGUUUUUUGAGAUCUGCGACGAGCUACACAAGUCGGUCGACGUCGAUGCUCGGGACAUAUCGUACCGGACGCCACUGAGCCUGACUCUUAUGUACGGAGACGAGAAGCUGGUCGAAUUGCUAUUGAAACGGGGCGCCUGUCCAAAUACAGCCGACGACGACGGAUCUACUAUUCUGCACCUGAUCUGCCAGAGAAAAUACGACGUAGAAAUGACGAAGCUGUUGUUCGGCAUCGCCGACGAAAAAAAUCGGCUGGUGCAGGUCGAUCGCGAGGACAAGUGGGGCCGUACACCGCUGCAAUACGCCGUGGCGAAUCUCCACGUGGUGAUGAUCGCGAUUCUGCUCGAUCGUGGCGCCGAUCUGCCCAACUUCGUUUUUCCCAGCGCGGACGAGUUCGAGCGGUACUUCGAAGGUGACACAUGGACGCAGAACAGAGAUAUCGAGUUCGAGGUGUUGAUGCCGCUGAUCUUGGAGUCGCUGGAGAAACGAGGCUACCGGCUGGACCGACGCGGCGCCUCUACGAUAAUCCAAAUUUUGGCGUACAUGUCGGUGCACGCCGAAAAGUAUUGGAACCUCGUCGAUUACCCCGCGAUCGAAGAAUCAUCUCGCGCUGCUGAUAAGCGCGACAAGAAAUACCCGCCGCCACUCAAGAGUCUUCAUACUCAAGAAGAAUGCGGGUUGCCAAAUCCGAACACCGAAGAAUGGAGAAAUCCGGUUCCGUCAUCCAGCCCGAACUUUUACGAGACAACGAACACGGAGAGAAGGCGUCUUCAUACUCAAGAGGAAUGGAACCGCGGGAUGGAAUGCGGGUUGCCAAAUCCGUUCACCGAAAAAUGGAGAAAUCCGGGUUCUUGUUCGAGACCGGACUCGUACGCGACAACGCACACGAAGAGAAGGCGUGACCACACUCAAGAUGCGAUGAUUCGGGACCCCUGGACCGUCUACGGGCCGCCAAAUCUGUACAGCGAAGAGUGGAUAAAUCCGGUUCCCUGGAACUUCUACGGGCCGCCGCAUCUGUGCACUCGAAGCGAGGAUAAUCCGGAACCCUGGAACUUCUACGAGCCGCCAGCUCGGACGAGCCGCUUCGUGUAUCGUCCGGAGGAGCUCAGCCGUUCGGAAUCGCCUGACGAAGCCCGGCCCAACGACCCGGAAUCGGACAGCGAAGAAUUGGCCGACUACGAGGAGUAUCGGGCCGUCGUCGCGGAGCUCGCGGCGAAACGCCACCCGCACGAGGCGCCCAGGUGGCGAGGAUUUCUCCUGCGUUGGGCCGCUAAAUCCUUGGCGGAGCUGACGUCGCGACUGCCCGAGUCCUGCUGCGAGGGGAUCGUCGAGCGACUGACCAACGUCGACCUGCUGAACGCGUGCGUGGCCGCGAGAUUCGCCGAGUGGAGAGCGGACGCGCGGACACGCGAUCGAUACGCCUUUCGUCGCUUGUCGCUCUCGAGAAGGCAAUAUUGGCAGGGUGGAAGCGACCCCGAGGACGUCAGGUAUCCACCGCCGUGGCGCCCAGAAGCUUAUAACCGUUUUUAUGGAAAUGAAAUAAGUUUCGCUUCGAUAAAAUAACACCUUUCGAUACAGAUAUAAGUUAAGUGAUGCCACACAGUGCUAUAAAGUUCAUAAGGAGAAAGUAAGACGAUAUCGUUUAAACUCGCUGUAUUGUUUGUUUACAUUUUAUCGAUCGCCGACUUGUAAAGUCCGACGUGAAUGGAAUUUUUGAAAAUAAAUCGUUCGUUGAAUUGUAUGUUUAUAAAAUUGAAA
Messenger RNA from Trichogramma pretiosum, 4512 nucleotides. Its product is annotated as ankyrin-1-like. The transcript has 2 exons. Gene Ontology annotation, molecular function: protein binding. The record is from RefSeq and is a predicted model, not a curated record. NCBI's taxonomy places the organism in Eukaryota, Metazoa, Arthropoda, Insecta, Hymenoptera, Trichogrammatidae. Bases 127 to 4317 code for a protein of 1396 amino acids.